Molecule: messenger RNA, 2019 nt
Organism: Aureobasidium pullulans EXF-150
Lineage: Eukaryota; Fungi; Ascomycota; Dothideomycetes; Dothideales; Saccotheciaceae
Exons: 2
Coding region: 216-1976 (586 amino acids)
Biological process (GO): ubiquitin-dependent protein catabolic process; protein polyubiquitination; positive regulation of proteasomal ubiquitin-dependent protein catabolic process
Cellular component (GO): cytoplasm; ubiquitin ligase complex
Molecular function (GO): ubiquitin protein ligase activity; zinc ion binding; ubiquitin conjugating enzyme binding
Source: RefSeq, a predicted model, not a curated record
GUUCUACGGUGCAACUUGAGCACAAUUGCUCUUCUACCUCACCUGCCUCUCCUUGGCCAAUGAUCUCAGAUGCUCUCGAGUCUUGAGAUCGACCUUGUCGUAGUCCACAUAAUGCCCCUCAGUCAGUAUUAAAGAAAAGGCCACGCCGCGUGACUCCUUCGUGCGGGUCGAUUCCAGUAUUACUCCUUCCAUCAUUUCAAGCGGUACUGUAAGACAUGGGGCAACAGCAAUCACAACCAGGGGCUCUCCGAAGGGAUGCGACAGGCAAUUCGACUCUCAGGUUGUCACGUCGCACAAGGCUUCAGUCCAAACCUCAAAAUGUCCUUGUCCGGCGACCUCGUUCUGAGCAAGCGGGACCGUCGUCCGCUUCUCACGAUGAAUCGCACAAUUCCAUACGUACUCCGCACGCUACGAGUACCAUGAGCCGCUUUUUGCAACAUCAAUCAGAUGCUUUCCUCCAUGAUCCUGUAAUUCCUCCUCCACGCCAUACACAUUCGAACGACAAGCAUACGAACCCAUCAGGAAGCUCGAUGAGGCCACUUUCGGUUAUAGACGCAGCUUCCAUCGCCGCAUGUGUCGCCCACCGAAAUCUUACGACUCAAAAAACCACGUUGCCCCAAAACUCCAAGCCCAUCAACAAUGCGGCUGGCCCUAUUCGCACCAGCCAAGAACCGAUCAGAGUCCAGCAGCCUGGUGUUGGCUCUCAGCCCAGAACAACAGCUCACGAUAGCCUCAUCAGCAACCCUGAGGUCACUAAACAUGUGCCUGGAGCUUUCCCUAUUCUCGAAGAGAGCACAACCGAUAAUCCCAGACACACAAUGAAUGUGACAGAGCUUGAGAUGUUGCCUGGAACGCGUCUUCCGUCUGUCAAGAGUGAGGAACGGGUCCCCCUAUUUGUAGAGCAAGUAUUGGUUCCAGGAAUUACAGCUCUCCAGAAUGUGUCUAACUCACUGGACACGAAGAACAUGCCUAGAUCUAGAGGCUCUUUUGCCGGCCAUAAAUAUCAGGUCGCCAACCCUUAUUCGCGGUACCACCCGAGCUAUCCAAUUGACAAUCAACCUGUCCUUCAAAGGCACCCCGAACAAGUCCUGAGCCCAGUCGCCGAACGGCUUGAUGAAGACCAUUUCUUUGCUCUAGAGCUAAACCAAAAGUUGGCGAGGGAGGAAAAAGAAGCCUUCACAAAACAGGAAGCAGAUGACCGCAGAUUGGCCAUGGCCAUGCAAGAAGAAGAAGACACCAGAAGAGCAGCAGAAGCCCAACCUCAGACUAGGGAAUGCGUUGUCUGCUGUGAGUCUCUCGAUCCUCUAACCUUCCCAGCCAGACCACCUUCCAGUGAAUGCACCCAUCGUCCUGAAGUCUGUCCACCUUGUCUGCAAAGAUGGGUAGCUACGAAAGUCGCCGCCAACGAUCGAGGCAGAAUAUACUGUCCACAGUGCGUCAUCCUUCUCAAUCACGACGACGUCCGCCGCGCCUGCGACCACACAACCUUUGCCGAAUACGACAAACACGCAGUACUAAACGUUGUCAGCCGCAUGGUCAAUUUCAACUGGUGCUUGCGUGCAGGUUGUGACGGCGGUCAAGAGCAAGAUGGAAAGACACUAGGAUACAUGAAAUGCCACUCUUGCGAUUACGCCCAAUGCCUUCAUCACAGGAUGCGCUGGCACACCGGCGAGACCUGCAAGCAGUACGACGAGCGCACCAACAACCGCCACAACGAAAAGACUGAAGAGAUGAUCAACAACUCACUCCUUACCGCGUACCUACAAAAAUGUCCAAGAUGUCAAGUAGUGUGUGAGAAGAACGGUGGAUGUAGGCAGAUGAUUUGCACGAGGUGCGGAUGGCGGUUUACCUGGGAAAAGGCAAGAAAGCUUCCGAAGGUUAAGAAACCCGUGGGACCUAGGCCAAUGAGAAGUACACUUCGUGUGGAACCACCCACAGGACUGCGGGCCCGUAUCGCCCGAUUCUUGUCCCCGUAGCCUUUUAUAUCAUUGUAGAGAAUGGACAUAUAAUCACAUGAUG